GGAGCUCGCCUGCCAGCUCCGGCGCCGCGCCUCGCUCCGGCAGCUCGGGCCCGGGCACGGGCAGCUCACGCUCGGCAGCAGCCGAGAGGUGGAGUGCGACGGCGCCGUGGCCGUCGUGGAGCAGGGCGCGUGCACCGUCGACGGCGAGCAGAAGCGGGAGGGAGACGUCCUGGGCGAGGACGCGGUGCUGGGAAUCGAGGGCACGGUCGCCGUCGGGUGCGAGGACGGCUCGUGCCACCUGUCCCUGCUCACGCGCGAGUGCUUCUGGAGCGUGGCGGGCGUGCAGGGGCGGCUGCACGACGCCGUCAAGCAGCGCGCCCUGUCCAGGCUGCCGACCACCAGCGCCGACGACGACGAGGCCGUCCAGCGCUGCAGGGUGCUGCAGUACCUCCAGGGCACGAAGCACUUCUGGCCAGAGGUAAAGAGGAUCACCAACAAGCGCCUCUGCAGCCCUGGUGAGGAGAUCUACGGAACGCUCGCGCGCAGCAGGCC
Messenger RNA from Prorocentrum cordatum, 492 nucleotides. NCBI's taxonomy places the organism in Eukaryota, Dinophyceae, Prorocentrales, Prorocentraceae. The record is from the annotation of a GenBank genome assembly.